CGGCCUGCCGCGUGUUUGUUUUAAGCGGUCAAAAGAACGUUUUUUGGAUUACGGAAGGAGGAGGCUAUGGAAGGCAUCUUCUUUUUCCCUUCCUUCCCUUCCUUCUUUUCCCGGUUUCCACUGCCAUCCUCCUCCCUUUCAGCCUUCUACGGACUUGCCGGGUUUGUUUGCGAGUGAUAGGGCACUAUCGGUUGUUUACGACAUUUGCUUGACUCGCUGGCUCGAGUUUCCCUGCUUUGUAAACGAGACCUGUUGUCCUGCAUUUGUUUGGAAUUUUGAAAAAUGACCAAGGAAAACCUCAAGAUCUGCUGUAUCGGUGCGGGUUACGUUGGCGGGCCAACUUGCGCCGUAAUUGCAUACAAAUGCCCCACUGUCACAGUCACUAUCGUAGACCUAAACGAAGACCGUAUUGCUGCUUGGAACUCUGAUAACCUCCCUAUCUACGAGCCUGGUCUGGAUGAUGUAGUAUUCGCCUGCCGCGGACGGAAUCUAUUCUUCUCCUCUGAGGUUGACCAGGCUAUCCAAGAGGCGGAUUUGAUCUUUGUCUCUGUAAACACACCGACAAAAAAGUCGGGCAUCGGCGCUGGUUUCGCCGCUGACCUGGCUUAUGUCGAAUCAGCUACACGUCGCAUCGCUCAAGUAGCUACCAGCUCCAAAAUUGUCAUUGAAAAAUCAACUGUUCCCUGUCGCACAGCUGAAAGUAUGCGGGCCAUUCUCGAGGCAAAUUCUCGUGACGGAAUCCGCUUCGAUAUCCUGUCAAACCCAGAAUUCCUGGCAGAGGGGACAGCUAUUCCGGACUUGAUGUAUCCAGAUCGGGUCCUUAUCGGAUCGCUACAAACACCAGAAGGUAUCAAAGCACAAAAUGUUCUUGCAGACGUCUACGCAAACUGGGUUCCCAAGGAGAAAAUCAUCACAAUGGGCUUAUGGUCCUCGGAACUCUCCAAGCUCGCGGCAAACGCCCUCCUCGCUCAACGCAUCUCCAGCAUCAAUGCCCUUUCAGCCAUUUGCGAAGCAACAGGGGCAGACGUGGAUGAGGUUGCUUACGCAUGCGGUCUCGAUUCUCGUAUCGGCCCCAAAUUCCUCAAAGCCUCUGUAGGCUUCGGAGGAAGCUGUUUCCAAAAAGACAUCCUUAACCUUGUCUACCUCAGUGAAAGCUUGCACCUCCCUGAAGUUGCCGAAUAUUGGAAGCAAGUGGUCACCAUGAAUGAGUACCAGAAAUCUCGCUUCCUCGAACGCAUCGUCAAGCGCCUCUUUAAUACCCUUACAAACAAAAACUUGGCAGUGUUUGGUUUUGCAUUCAAAAAGAAUACCGGCGAUACACGGGAGUCCGCUGCUAUUACUCUCGUCAAGCAUUUUAUUCAGGAGAAGGCCAAUAUCCAUAUUUAUGAUCCGAAAGUAGAGGACGCGCAGAUUGAGAUGGAUCUGUGCGAACCGGGAAUCGCUACCCCCGAGCAAUACAAGAAAAGCGUGACCAUCUUCCACGAUCCCUACGAAGCCGCUAAAAAUGCAGAUGCUAUUGUCGUCCUGACCGAAUGGGACGAGUUCAAGACUCUGGAUUACCAAAGAGUUUACAAUAACAUGCACAAACCCGCCUUCAUCUUCGACGGACGCUUGUUCCUUGAUACCAAGAAACUGCAAAACAUUGGUUUUCAAGUGGAAGUCAUUGGCCGUCAAGUGUAACCGAGCAGUAUCUGUUUAAAUGUAGUAUAUCAUAAACCAAAGCUGUAAUUCUGUAGAUGGGGUCUUUAACUUAAUAGUCAAAAACGUAAAUAUUAUGCACUGUUCUUUGUGUCAAGUUU
Messenger RNA from Spizellomyces punctatus DAOM BR117, 1799 nucleotides. Its product is annotated as nucleotide sugar dehydrogenase. Bases 283 to 1680 code for a protein of 465 amino acids. Gene Ontology annotation, cellular component: nucleus; cytosol. The transcript is spliced from 4 exons. NCBI's taxonomy places the organism in Eukaryota, Fungi, Chytridiomycota, Chytridiomycetes, Spizellomycetales, Spizellomycetaceae. Gene Ontology annotation, biological process: glycosaminoglycan biosynthetic process. Gene Ontology annotation, molecular function: UDP-glucose 6-dehydrogenase activity; NAD binding. The record is from RefSeq and is a predicted model, not a curated record.